CGACUCUGACAUGACAGUCAGCGUUACAUCAACUGAGAACAUAGAGGAAUAAAACAACCUCCUUUAAUAUAUUACAACUUGAACAAAGUAUUUACUGUUGUACACAAUGUCGCGGUACGAUUUGAAUUCGUUACAGUCAGAUUUGAGGAAGGAGCUGGGCAAUGGUUUGACUGAGGAGAAUGUAAAGUUAGUGAAAGAUCUAAUGUCUCGCUAUAAAAGUGACCCCAUGGACUGGAAGGACAAGGAAAAGUGGAGCGAUGUAAAGUACACACGGACUUUGCUGGACAAAGGUAACGGCCAUUACAACCUGAUGAUUCUGUGCUGGAACGUUGGACAGGAGAGCCCCAUACACAACCACCCAAACUCACACUGCUUCAUGAAAACACUAGAGGGCGUGGUCCACGAGGAGCUUUACAAGAAGCCGGAUAUGACGUCAUGUCAGUGUUCAUGCGGAUGCAAGAUGGAAAAGAUUGACGAUAGAGACUACGCAAUUGAUAAUGUUGCUUUAAUCACAGACAAAGAUGGCGUGCACAGAGUUGGAAACAAAAGUCACGUGGACAAAGCCGUGACGCUACAUCUCUACUCGCCGCCAUUUACCACGUGUCAUAAGUAUGACGACAACACGAGUAAAGAGAUGGAGGUCCCCAUGGGAUUCGAUCAGGACUUCAGUGUUCGGUGUUGUGGCACCUCAUGCUGUAGUUAAACAUUUUAUAUUAAAAAUGAUGUUCAGAUUUUUUUUACUACAACAUUUUAUCUAUGUACGAUGUAUAGAAAUUUAUGGACCUGCUAGGAAUCUCAAUGUUUUGUUUGAGUACGCCUUGCUAAAUGGUAUUUAUUGUAAUACUGAGAACGCGUGGUGAAAAAAAACAUGAAGAGGGAUUGCAUGACAAUUUGAUGUAUGCACGCAGUUUUUGUUAAAUUUAUGUUCUAUUUUAACACUAGUCACUAAAACGACGAAACCACAUACUAGUAGACGACACUAAAUCCGACUGACUAUAACAGACAAAAACAUUAAGUCAUAAUACAUAUAUAAAUUGAAAUAAGGUAUUAUCAAUGUUUUCAAUAUGUAAUUUGAUUGUCGUAAAUCAAAUAAAUUGUAAAAGAAAUGAACACUUGAAGGUUUCAACUUUGGCAUGUUAUCUUUUUAGAAAUGAUUAAUGUAGAAUAAAUAUCACUAUAUACAAUAGUUUUUACAUAAAUCAUUUAGCAUUGCUGUGAUACAUGGAAUAUUAAAUCUUUUUCUUGUUUGCAAAGGAUAGACCUAAGGAAUGAUAGUUGGGUUUUUUUUCUCAGAUGUUAAAUCUCAAUUUUGAACUUUUUGUAUUUGAACGUUUCUUGUUUUGAACAUUAGUUUAAGAGAUGAUUUUGUUGAGACUCUGUGAAAAUUUUAGUUGCAAAAAUCAUUAUGUUUUAUGGUUUUCACGUAUUCAUGACCAUCAAAAACACGUUGUAAUAUCCUGAAAUAAAGUUAAAACACAUUUUG
Messenger RNA from Magallana angulata, 1483 nucleotides. Its product is annotated as cysteine dioxygenase type 1-like. The transcript has 3 exons. Bases 107 to 703 code for a protein of 198 amino acids. The record is from RefSeq and is a predicted model, not a curated record. NCBI's taxonomy places the organism in Eukaryota, Metazoa, Mollusca, Bivalvia, Ostreida, Ostreidae. Gene Ontology annotation, biological process: L-cysteine catabolic process. Gene Ontology annotation, molecular function: cysteine dioxygenase activity; ferrous iron binding.